This is a messenger RNA of Brassica oleracea var. oleracea, 1480 nucleotides long. RefSeq lists its product as uncharacterized. The transcript has a single exon. The record is from RefSeq and is a predicted model, not a curated record. NCBI's taxonomy places the organism in Eukaryota, Viridiplantae, Streptophyta, Magnoliopsida, Brassicales, Brassicaceae. The coding region runs from base 177 to 1307 and encodes 376 amino acids.
UAUCUCUCCUGUCUUCAUACACCUUUACACUCUUUUCUCCAUCAUUUCUUCUUCUUUACAACUCUGACUUCUCUCCAAUGGCGUAAAACUGCAAAACACUAAAACGUCCUCUUCUUCUCUCUCUCUCUCUUCAGACCAGUUCCAAAGUCUUAAAAGCUCAGUAACAACCCUCGUGAAUGGCGGCGCGAAAACUAGGGUCGUUGUUACGACAGCAUUUCUUCUCUCUCUUCUUUCUCUUCGUCGGCUGUUUCUUCUUCUCCAAAGGAUGUGACUUGAGACAGAAGAGGAGGAAGAAGAAGCUUAGAACGGUCACUUCCGGUUCCGGUUUAUCCUCUUCUUGGACGUACUUAAAACGGGUUUUCUUAUCCACGACGAGGAUAUCCAAAUCCCGCAACCAAACACACCCUAACGGCCCAUUAACGACUCUGACCUCCGCUAGAUCGUCUCAGAACUCCCUCGUCACUCUCGUACAACCCGACCCGGAAACCCGUACAGAAAACGGUUUCUCGGAUAUCUCCUCGUCGGAUUCUCCCCCGUUUCUCCCUCUCCGCAACGAGAUAUUCCCUUGCACGACGUGCGGAGAGAUAUUCCCCAAAACAACCCUCCUCGAGCACCACAUCGCGAUCAAACACGCCGUCUCGGAGCUCGUCGACGGCGAGUCGAGCACCAAUAUCGUGAAGAUCAUAUUCAAAUCAGGCUGGCCGGAGCAAGGCGACAACAAGAAAAUCCCGGAGAUCCAUCGGAUCCUGAAAAUCCACAACAGCCCGAAGAUUCUCGCGAGGUUCGAGGAGUAUCGCGAGUUCGUCAAGGCGAAAGCCGCUCGCGGCAGCGGGAACGGACGGUGGGACGACGAGCGGUGCGUCGUCGACGGGAACGAGCUCCUCAGAUUCUACUGCUCGACGUUCAUGUGUAGCCUAGGGCAGAACGGUAGCUCCGGUCUCUGCGGUCAUCAGUACUGCAGCAUCUGCGGGAUCAUCGGAUCCGGAUUCUCGCCGAAGCUCGACGGGAUCGCGACGUUCGCGACGGGGUGGAGAGGACACGUGGCGGUUCCUGAGGAGGUGGAGGAGGAGUUUGGGUUUAUGAACGUGAAACGGGCGAUGCUGGUUUGUCGGGUUGUAGCGGGUCGGGUCGGGUGUGAUUUGAUUGCGGAUGAUGACGUGGACAAGAGUGGUGGUGGGUAUGAUUCUCUGGUUGGGCAAGGGAGUGGGAGCAAGAGUGGGGCCCUGUUGAGGAUCGACGAUGAGGAGCUUCUGGUGUUUAAUCCAAGGGCUGUGCUUCCUUGUUUUGUGAUAGUCUAUACUGUGUAAGCGUAUGAUCGUGUGUAUGUUUAUAUUGUGUUACAAACUUGUGCGUGAGGUUUGGUUCAGAAGUAAUUGUGAAGUGUGAACGGUUUAGAUGAAAACAAUGUUUGUGGUGGAUUUCAAUAUGAUCCAAGCAUCUUUUGAGAGGUUAUGUGACAAAUGAAUCAUGGAUAUUUAAA